This is a messenger RNA of Prunus armeniaca (apricot), 2115 nucleotides long. NCBI's taxonomy places the organism in Eukaryota, Viridiplantae, Streptophyta, Magnoliopsida, Rosales, Rosaceae. The record is from the annotation of a GenBank genome assembly.
AUGGCCUCAAAGGAGGGAUUCCUGACGAACGAGCAGAGGGAAACGUUAAAAAUUGCGAGCCAAAAUGUGGAGAUUUUGUCAUCAUCCCCGAAAUCUCCGACAUCUUUUCUUUCGGAACAUCAUGUAAAAGCCCCUGCUGGUGGGAAGGCACCAACAGCUGGGAUAGCUGUGCGGCAUGUUCGCCGGUCGCACUCAGGGAAGUUUGUGCGAGUGAAGAAGGAGGGAGGCGGUGGUAAGGGCACAUGGGGAAAACUGCUUGACGCUGAUAGUGAAUCCCCUAUUGAUCGCAAUGACCCUAAUUAUGAUAGUGGCGAGGAACCAUAUCAACUUGUUGGGUCAACUAUCACAGAUCCCUUGGAUGAAUACAAGAAAGCCGUUGUUUCAAUCAUUGAGGAGUACUUCAGCACUGGUGAUGUGGCAUUGGCAGCAUCUGACCUCAAAGAACUAGGCUCAAGUGAAUAUCAUUCUUACUUCAUUAAGCGACUUGUUUCCAUUGCCUUGGACAGGCAUGAUAAGGAGAAGGAAAUGGCUUCAGUUUUGCUUUCAUCUUUGUAUGCUGAUGUCAUUAGCCCUAUCCAGAUUAGAGAUGGAUUUUUCAUCCUUCUUGAAUCUGCUGAUGACCUUGCAGUGGACAUACUGGAUGCAGUAGACAUCCUCGCUUUGUUCCUUGCUCGUGCAGUGGUUGAUGACAUCCUUCCUCCAGCCUUCCUCACCAGGGCAAAGAAAGCACUCCCGGAAUCUUCAAAGGGGGUUCAGGUUAUCCAAACUGCUGAGAAGAGCUAUCUUUCAGCUCCACACCAUGCAGAACUUGUGGAAAGAAGGUGGGGUGGUAGCACCCACAUUACUGUUGAAGAGAUGAAGAAAAAAAUUUCUGGUCUAUUGAGGGAAUACGUAGAAAAUGGAGAUACUUUUGAGGCCUGUCGGUGCAUAAGGGAGUUGGGAGUUUCAUUCUUUCAUCAUGAGGUUGUGAAGAGGGCUUUGAUUCUUGCCAUGGACAUUCGAACAUCAGAACCACUAAUAAUGAAGCUAUUAAAGGAAGCGGCUGAGGAAGGGCUGAUUAGUUCUAGUCAAAUGGUAAAGGGGUUUUCUCGUUUGGCAGAGACCCUUGAUGACCUUGCUCUUGAUAUUCCAUCAGCAAACACCUUGUUCGAGUCGCUGGUCCCGAAGGCCAUAUCUGAAGGUUGGCUUGAUGCAUCAUUUUUGAAAUCCUCUGGUGAAGAUGGUGGCGUACGAGCCGAAGAUGAAAAAGUGAAGCAGUACAAGAAAGAGAUUGUGGCCAUAAUUCAUGAAUAUUUUCUCUCAGAUGACAUUCCGGAGCUUAUCCGGAGCCUUGAAGAUCUUGGGGUACCCGAAUAUAAUCCAUUAUUCUUGAAGAAGCUGAUCACCCUUGCAAUGGAUCGAAAAAACCGUGAAAAGGAAAUGGCAUCUGUUCUGCUUUCUGCCCUUCACAUUGAGAUCUUCUCAACUGAGGACAUAGUUAAUGGGUUUGUCUUGCUUCUUGAAUCUGCAGAGGAUACUGAACUGGACAUUUUGGAUGCUUCAAAUGAGCUUGCGCUUUUCCUUGCAAGAGCUGUCAUUGAUGAUGUCUUAGCUCCCCUGAAUUUGGAAGAAAUUGGCAGCAAGUUGCGACCAGAUUGUAGUGGGAGUGAGACUGUUCGAAUGGCUCAAUCACUAAUUUCUGCUCGUCAUGCUGGUGAGAGGAUCUUGAGGUGUUGGGGAGGCGGGACCGGCUGGGCUGUGGAGGAUGCAAAGGACAAGAUAGCAAAGCUGCUGGAGGAGUAUGAGAGUGGUGGUGUAGUGAGUGAAGCCUGCCAGUGCAUUCGUGAUCUUGGGAUGCCCUUCUUCAACCAUGAGGUGGUGAAGAAGGCACUGGUCAUGGCCAUGGAGAAGAAGAAUGACAGGAUGCUUCACCUGCUUCAGGAGUGCUUCAACGAAGGGCUGAUCACAAUUAACCAGAUGACUAAAGGCUUCACCCGAAUCAAGGACGGGCUAGAUGAUUUGGCUCUUGACAUUCCGAAUGCAAGGGAGAAAUUCAGCUUCUAUGUGGAGCACGCGCAGGAGAAAGGGUGGCUCCUUCCUUCCUUCGGAUCAUCUGCUGCGGAUGGCUCACACUGA